Pseudomassariella vexata is the source of this 2126-nucleotide messenger RNA. Its product is annotated as Ribokinase-like protein. Bases 487 to 1734 code for a protein of 415 amino acids. The transcript has 2 exons. The record is from RefSeq and is a predicted model, not a curated record. Lineage: Eukaryota; Fungi; Ascomycota; Sordariomycetes; Amphisphaeriales; Pseudomassariaceae.
CCUUGACAACGGCAAAACUCGGGCCCGUUUAUCCCCUAACCCCUGCCAACUUCAAAUGCAAGUAAUCCUUGCAGCAUUCUGAUCGGUCACAGAAUGCCCUUGCACCGAGUCAACAGUACAUAGUAUGUAACUGCCGCUCAUCAAUAUUGCCACAGGCUAACUAGGUGCUGCGUAGUGACGGUAUACAAAGUCGAUUGCUUUUCGAAUUCAAUUGCAUCAAUCCUCAAUCGCUAGCUGGGCUUCUGCUUGUAUCUGCACCUGUAGCCUCAUCUGACGUCGUACGACGUUGGUGCACUACGUGUGCGUCCUGAGACGAUUUGGAGAUCCAAGCUUCUUGCGACAUUCAUUCUUCAAAACAGCAGCUUGUUGGGCCCGUUUUUACCAUCAAAACAGUACAUCUUCACAUCGGCCCGGGUGUCUCAACGCCCAAAAGCCUACAUACAUGACGGCUGGGUAAUCGUCCAAGUCAUCCACUUGACAGCUAUCAUGGAUGGUCAAAACCAGCUCAAGCCGGACGGCGAGGAUAAGGCACUCAAGCACCAGAGUCUCGAUUUCGUGACUUUGGGCAUGUUCAUAAUUGAUGACAUCGAGUAUCUGCCUCCAACGCCGCCGGUAAAGGACAUCCUCGGAGGUGCAGGGACUUACUCGGCUCUCGGCGCCAGGCUCUUUUCGCCCCCGCCGCUCUCCACUUCGGUAGGGUGGAUCAUCGAUCAAGGCUCCGACUUCCCGCCGGCGCUGACGGAGCUGAUUGACACUUGGGAAACAUCGCCCCUGAUCCGGCGUACUCCGGAACGGCUAACAACCCGGGGCUGGAAUGGCUACGAUGAGCAUCAAAACCGCGCCUUUAAGUAUAUGACACCAAAGAAGCGACUUACGGCCGAAGACCUCACGCCCUCGUUGUUAGCCUCGAGGUCGUUUCAUCUCAUAUGUUCUCCGUCCAGAUGCCGGCAACUUGUCAUGGAGAUCAAGGAACGGCGAUCCGGGCUGGCCACCCCCGACGGCAGUGGACUCCCCAAGCCUAUCUUCAUUUGGGAGCCAGUUCCGGACCUUUGUGUGCCGGAUGAGUUGCUUAAUUGCACCAACACACUUCCCCUAAUCGAUAUUUGCAGCCCGAAUCACAACGAAUUAGCUGGCUUCAUGGGCGAUACCGGUCUCGACCCAGAGACGGGCGAGAUUAGCACUGCCGCAGUUGAACGCUCAUGCGAGCAGCUUCUUGGAUCUAUGCCGCUACAGUCCUUCGCCUUGGUCGUACGAGCUGGAGAGAAAGGGUGCUACAUAGCGCGCAACGGCGGCCGCAAGAGAAAGGGGGGCUCGUUAGAAAAACGGAAAAAGCCGUCGGCCUUGAUGCAUGGCGGAUUGCAACAUGACACCGACAUGGAGGCUCUAUUUGCCGGUCUACUCCAGGAUCGUGAUGGUAUGGUGGUAGAAGAGGAAAUUGAGGUCGAUCCCGGAGUUGAGCGCUGGAUACCGGCGUACCACAUCGAGAAAGAAAAGGUCGUCGAUCCUACUGGAGGUGGCAACACAUUCCUCGGGGGGUUUGCGGUUGCUCUUGCGAGGGGGGAAGCCCUGGAGACGGCCGCCGCGUGGGGAAGUGUUGCGGCUAGCUUUGCGAUUGAGCAAGUGGGCACGCCUACGCUGGGGAAAGACGAGGAAGGAAAGGAAACUUGGAACGGUAUCUGCGUUGAUGACAGGUUCGAAGAGUUCAAGGCGCGCUUGGAUACGAUCCCGGCGUAAACUGCUAGGGUACCUGCAUCCUUUCUUACCAGGAGCUAAAACGGUUACGGUUCGGUUAUAGAAGGGGUUGACAAGAGUCUGGAUACGGCAUAGAGGGUUUUGAACGGCUUGAUCAGGGACUUAUGCACUCAGAUGUGCAGUAUACUCGGGCAUGAUGAGAGUCUGACGGCGCUCUAGUGUUGCUAUUUUCCCUUACUGAGAUUAUAAUUUGCGCAGACAUGCUGUUUUUUGGCCUUUUUAUCAUUCAGGAUGAUUCUUUUAGUCCAUUAAUCCAGCCAUGGCACAAUUACAAUAUUGUCAAAGUUUCCCACUUGACUUGCUACAUGGCAGCGAUGAGAAUGGAUCAUUUCGAAGGUACUGGGUAUUGAAGUUGAGCUGCAGUUUGCACGGUA